This is a messenger RNA of Chilo suppressalis (striped riceborer), 621 nucleotides long. The record is from the annotation of a GenBank genome assembly. NCBI's taxonomy places the organism in Eukaryota, Metazoa, Arthropoda, Insecta, Lepidoptera, Crambidae.
AUGGAUAGAAGUGCCAUCUGCUUGUUUGGCAUCAGGAAUUAUGGAGUUAGUGUAACUGGAUACCUGAACCACCCCUCCAAGGGUUUAUGUAUUUGGUUACAACAAAGAAGCUUCACGAAGCAAACUUGGCCAGGGAAAUGGGAUUGCUUUGUAAGUGGUGGACUUGCAGUUGGCUAUGGCAUCCUCGAGACUACUAUAAAAGAAGCGGCAGAGGAAGCUUCUGUGGAGGGAGAUCUUACCAAGAAAUUGGUACCUGCUGGUUGUGUCAGCUUUUAUUUUGAAAGCGAAAGAGGUCUUUUUCCAAACACAGAGUAUGUAUACGAUCUUGAGUUACCGUUAGACUUUGUGCCACAAAAUGCAGAUGGGGAAGUUGAGAGUUUCGAAUUAUUAACUGCUGAUGAAUGCAUACAAAGAGCUCUCACGCCACAGUUCAAGACAACAAGCGCUCCUGUAAUCAUAGACUUUCUUAUUAGGAAAGGCUAUAUAAAUCCAGAAAAUGAACCAAAUUACCGGUAUUUGGUGGAGUUGCUUCAUGUUCCUCUACAGUCAAUUUACAAUUGGCCGUACACUAUGAUUUCUGCAGUCAAUGGAGAUGGGCAAGUAAUAAAUAAUGUAAAUUAA